AUGGUCAACCAAGCUAUACAUCUGCUCAAGCAGUCCGGUGACAUAUCGGUCCGCCUAGCCAACGACAGCCUUCGAAUCCCCGGAUUCAAGCAACUCGAGGGAUGUCAAACUACAGUGGACAUGGAUGCAGACCCCGAGGUCUUCAUCAUGUUGGAGCCCAUCCAGAUCAUGGGAAGAAAGAUCACCCUCACAAACGACAUGCGAAAGAGCGCGCGACGGCUCCGAUCCGUCUUCACUGCCAGCACAUCGUUCUUCCAAUGGCGCCUCCCAAACGGCGAGAGGAUGCUCCGUGAGAACGGGAUCGAAAACAUUCCCAGCCAAAUCUUCGACGAGAUCAGGACUUCCCUCGCCCAGUCCGAUCCGCACUUCCUGAAGUUCCCGGCGGUGGCUAUCAAGAGAUGCCUUCUUCUGUUUACAAAGAGCUUCUUGCCCCAGACGAAGUGGGCUGCCCCCGGCAAGGGCAACACAACUGCGAUGGAUUUUGCCCAAUCAAGCAGCUCCAUGGUUGCCGAACCACCGACUAGCCCCCGCCAAGAGGCCUCGCCAUCGCCUGUGAUCGACGGGACUCAUGGUCCGUCGUCCUCGGUUCCUCAAAUCCACUCUGAAGGCAGGGCUGCUCCCGCUGCUCCACCCAUCCCCGUACCCUCGGCAAUCUCUCGAGAAGGCCGUGGCAGAGGCCGGGGAGCGACUGAGUCCCAGGGUGGUGGCAGAGCCAGCAGCGGUCGGGGAGGAAAGAAGGCUGGACCAAGUCGCGAUGACAUCCCCACUCCAACGAUGGAAGGCGAGCCCACUAUAAGUGACAAGCAUACCGCUGCGUUGGGCUUGAUCCAGCUCAGCUGCGCCUCGUCAUCUCGCCCAGCUGGAGACGCACCAGUCAGCGCAACGGCGACGGUCUCCCAGUCGCACAAGCCCGUGCAGCAACCUGAGGCCUCGGUAAAGCACAUUGAUGUCUCCGGGCCAUCAUCAAAGGAUGUUCGCAAGUCUUCCAGGAGGAAGGCGAAGGCCUCAUACCUGGCGCCGCUGGACAAACCCACCAGUGUCGAUGACAGCCGAGAUCCCUCCCCGUUGAGUCUGGCGGAGGCGGCCGGAGCCAGCCAGGGAUCAGUCCCCUCCGCAAGUUUUGCUUCAAUGAGAGAUCCCAACCUAGAAUUGGCAACGACCCUGGGCAAACAUCCAAGAGCUCAGCCCGAUCUCGUUGAGCAGAGUCACCUUCGCCCCACAACCUUCCGAAAGCACCAUCACGGGGUGUCCCACGAUGCACCUGAAAGUAGAAGCGAGGCGAUGGAGCGAAUGGAAGGCUACCUGGCUGGUGUAAAGGCGAUAAUGGAUAAGCAGGCCGAACAACAUCGAGUGGUCGCAACAUCCGAAGAGAUCCUCGCCAUGCGGGUCAACUUUCUCCGAGAGCGUGUGCGGAACUUCGAGGAGGAGAAGACGGCAAUGCUCGACAUGCAGCGCCGACAGCUCCGUCCGGGAUUGGUCACGCUGAAGAUGACCCCGCGAGUUCAGGAUCGCGUGAACCAGCUGUUCGGCUCAGACGGCAAGGGCGCUGGAUCCGGCACUGGAGCCCCUGCAGCUCAAGCCCAGGAUGCAAGGAGCAUUUCAGACCUCCCGACUGCACCCCAGCCAAAGAGUCAAAACACCAUCGGGGCUGAUGGCACUGUGCCGCCAAUGGGUUUCUUCAAACGCCCCACAGGUCGCCAGGAGUCAAACACGUCCAGCAACAUGACUUUGGUUCCCUCCUCGGAGCCGGAGAAAGACGGCGAUUCCAGCGACGAGGAGCCAGAUUACGACGAUGACGACAGCAAGGAAGAUCCGGAUUAUGAGGAUGAAUCCAGCGACGAAAGGUCGGAUGGGCCUACCGAAUCGUCGUGGGCGGCUACUAUCCCACCGUAG
Messenger RNA from Diaporthe citri, 1893 nucleotides. RefSeq lists its product as uncharacterized. Bases 1 to 1893 code for a protein of 630 amino acids. Lineage: Eukaryota; Fungi; Ascomycota; Sordariomycetes; Diaporthales; Diaporthaceae. The transcript has 2 exons. The record is from RefSeq and is a predicted model, not a curated record.